Molecule: messenger RNA, 426 nt
Organism: Prorocentrum cordatum
Lineage: Eukaryota; Dinophyceae; Prorocentrales; Prorocentraceae
Source: the annotation of a GenBank genome assembly
GCGCCGGGCGACGGCCACGCAGCCCUCGGGCCCGCGCUGUCGCAGCUGCAGCGGGGCUUCGUGCGGUGGUCCCUCUACUCCCGGACCGGGUCGCUGUGGAUCCGGGGCAAUGUGAUCUGGAUGAAGGCGAUCCCGGUGCUGUCCCUGCUGCUGCUGGCGCGGCGCGCCGUGCGGCUCUCGCGGCUGCUGGGCCGGGAGAGGAAGCCGCUGUGGCUGAUACUGGGGAAGACCCUGCUGGAGUCGUGGGCCACGCUGGAGCUGCUGUUCCUGCUGUCGAGGACGUGGAAGAAGAGGAGCCUGGAAGCCCGCAGAGCUUACCAGCCGGCGAUGCUGUGGAAGGCGCCAGGCGAACGGAUGAAGCUUCUGAGUAGCUUUCUCUCGAGCACGGACAGGAUACACGCGGGCCACCCCUGGUGGAGGAGAUGA